Papilio xuthus (Asian swallowtail) is the source of this 3851-nucleotide messenger RNA. It is a transcript of the gene scny, whose product is annotated as ubiquitin specific peptidase 36. The transcript has 11 exons. Gene Ontology annotation, molecular function: cysteine-type deubiquitinase activity. The coding region runs from base 205 to 2871 and encodes 888 amino acids. The record is from RefSeq and is a predicted model, not a curated record. Gene Ontology annotation, cellular component: cytosol; nucleus. Lineage: Eukaryota; Metazoa; Arthropoda; Insecta; Lepidoptera; Papilionidae. Gene Ontology annotation, biological process: regulation of apoptotic process; protein deubiquitination.
AGCCCAUCGCGUAUCGUGGACUAUGCAUUUUCUUUUCCUCGUAUCGAGCUCAUCAAUUUGUGAUACGUACACAUGGUUGAUAAAAAUAUUUAAGUUAUCGCACUGAACGUUUACAAAAACGGUAAAAAAACGUAGAAAGUAAUCAUGUAUGGCUGUGAUAUUUGAUAAGUUGUACUAAAGUGAUAGUGCAGUUUUGGAGGUAAAAUGCCCGCUUCCAUUUGUGACACAGUAUCUAGCGCAUUGCGUUUAUCCCUUGCUGAAGACUCUCAGAGCUCAUCCUUGCUGGAUAGCAGAUUGUAUUCCUCUGCUAAAAGUGUGCUUUUAUCAAAAAUAGAGUUUGUAGAAUCCGGUGAUUACCAAAGCAAUGUACUAGAUGGUUUGAAAUCAAAGUAUGUCGUUAUCCGUUCUAAAAAACCAGUGCUUGAGAAUAAAUUGCUGAAAAAGGACGUCUCAUCGGAUAAUCAAUCCACAGCUAAUAAAAACCGUGAGGAUGGCUUACCAAAGCCUAAGCGAGUUUUCUUCCCUGUUGAGAAAGUUCAGUUGGGAUGGCAGGGAACAUGGAGUGCAGGGUCGGGCAUGCAAAAUGUAGGCAAUACAUGCUACCUCAAUUCUACUCUGCAAGCUCUGUUUCAUGUGCCUGCCUUUGCAAAUUGGCUGGUUACAGAAUCAACGCAUGCUGAAAAAUGUAAUCAACAAGAAGCAUGUGUUAUUUGCGGUAUGCGGGCAACAUUGAUGGCUACUCAGAAGAGUGGUGGAGCACCAAUCAAACCUUGGCAGGUUUACUCCAAGCUACGCCUCAUAUGCAGGCACUUGACUCCGGGAAGACAAGAGGAUGCACAUGAGUUUCUGAGGUAUUUGGUAGAGGCGAUGGAGAAAUGUUAUUUAUCAAGAUUUGUAAACUCUGAUAAAUUAGAUCAAUAUAGUAAAGAAACAACUCCAUUAAAUCAGAUUUUGGGUGGAUACCUGCGGUCUACUGUGAGGUGCUUGGCCUGCCAUCACUUAUCCACUACAUACCAACAUUUCCAGGAUUUACUAUUAGAUAUAAGAAAGCAUUCAACUUUAGAUGAAGCUUUAGACUCGUUUUUUUCUAGAGAAAGAUUAGAAGAUUUAGGAUAUAAGUGCGAAGCUUGUAAUAAGAAGGUAUCUGCAACAAAACAAUUCUUUGUUGAGCGAGCGCCUAUGGUACUUUGCAUUGCAUUGAAAAGGUUCUCCUUGGCGGGCGGAAAGUUAUCAAAGCAUGUACAAUUUCGCAAAAAAAUAAACCUUAGCAAAUAUAUUUACAAUAAAAAUAAUCCACAACAAUUGACAUACAAAUUGGUGAGUUUAGUGACUCAUCUCGGACCAUCACAGAAUUGUGGACACUACACAGCGAUAGGACAAGCUCCUAAUAGUAAUUAUUACCAAUUUGAUGACAGUUGUGUGAGGCCACUGCCUUUAUCAGCUGUCUUAGGCACAAAUUCAUAUAUUAUGUUCUUUGAAAAAGAUAACACAACUGAUGAUAUCAAUCAGCCAACUGCCUCUACCUCCAGUGUUGUCUAUGGACCACAGUUACCAGACAACAUUGUCAAUAGAGAAAAGAGUCCUCUUAAAAUAACAUUUUAUCGUAAUGAUGAUAAGAAACCAAUAAUACUGAACAGCACCACAACAGAAUCCACGAAACCUGAACCCAAACCUAUCAUAUUAAACACAACAUUAAGUAAAUCUUUGGAAUCCAGUUCCAAUUCUGAACCUUGGGUUGUGAAACAAAAUGGCGAAGUGGAAAAAGUCGUACAGUAUCCGAAAAUACUGAACGGCGUCGAUAAAUCUAAUCACAAAGUCGAUGAAGAUAAGAAAAUAAACUUUGUUUUUAAGAAGCAAGUAGAUGAAUGUCCGAUAAAGGCUAAGCUAUCAAAGAGCGAUUCAGAUAUUCGGUCACUGACACUAAAUAAUACUAAAGUACCUGAGAAAUCUGCAUCAACAAGUAAACUGGUGAAGCCACCGAAAUCUCCUCUUGAAAAACUUGAGGAACAGAUGAAUAAGAGUGAUUCCAACCAUAUAAGUAGGAAUGGAAAUUCCAACUCUAAACUGGUGCCUUACGAUUCAGAAUCGAGUAGCGACGAGCGCGCCGAGAGGUUCUCUGAUGAUAAAGUAAAGGGCGAUGUUAAAGCAGUGGUCAGUUUAAGGCCAAAACCCAGCCGAUGUGAUUCUCCACAAGGCCUUGUUGUCACUACAAAAGGAACACAGCACAAGUGGACUGUCUCAAAAGAAAAAAGUGGACCUUUAUUGAGUCCUAGUUUGAAUGGAGUAACAAAUAAAAAUAAUCAACCUGCUAGGGUGCAAGAAAAAGAGGAGCCUCGCGGUGAGAACGAACAGAGUCCCAACACGAGCGUCAGUAGCAUGUCACCACUGAGCGACCGAAGCGAGGGCGGCACUGCCCCCGCUAGCGCUGCGCCUCCGAACCCUGCCAGCUCUGCGCCCCCAGUACCGCAGGGCUCCGGCAUCGAGACCGCGCGUCACCUGCACGGCUUGUCGCACAGGGGCUACGGCGCGCCUGUCACCACAUGGAACGGAACCCACAGCAACUUGUCGCGACAGGUGUUCGAGGAGCGUCGCGAGGAGCGCAAGCGUGCGCUGGAGGCGACGGACGAGAUGGACCGCGGCCGCAGCAAGAAGAUCAAGAAGUUCCAUCACUACAACAGCUUUAACAACAACAGGAACGGAUAUAAUCCCUUCCAGGAGAAGCAAAAUAAACAGCAUUGGGGUGGAGGCGGCAACUUCAAGUACAGGAGCGACCAGCGGCGGCCGGCGCACCACUUCAACAAGCACUACAAUCAUAAAUACAAGCGGUUUAACAGAUACAACAGCAACGGUCACCAUUACAACAGACAUUGACCCGCGGCCAGUGUCCUCGCGCUCUGCGAUAUACCAACGUGACAUUACUCUUAUAUAAACAUACAAAUAACCGUAUUAUAUACUCUGACCGCAGUCCAUUAGAAAUACGUCGUUAUAGUCGCGAUUAUCAUAUUAACUGCCAAUAAUCAGCCUUUGAAACUGUUUCAAAUUGUUAAUUAAUAUAUUGUAAGGAAAAUUGUAGUUAGAAAAACUUAACUUGUGAAUAUUUCGCUUCGAAAUUGCUUUAUAUUCAAAAUUAGGAUUUUUUUCCUUGAAAAAGUUUAACUCAGUUUAUUGAAACGAAGUAUUUUUGAUGUCAUAUUUGUUCAUUGAGUCGCUUAAAAUAAGGAAUUUUAUUUGUAAUUAGGCUUUAUUAGUUUAUAUUAAGAAAGUUAAAUGUAUAAUAUUCUAGUUAACAAUUAGUUAGUUAAACAUUUAAAUUCAUUAAAUAUUAAAAUUAAAUUAACUUAGAAAAUAAUGAACCGGUUUUCAUAUGAUAAGGAUAAGGUUUGGACAUGUUUUCAUGCAAAAAGUUUGUUUGACAUAUAUAAAAAAAUUUUUUAGCUAUUGAACUGUUACGUGAGAAUCCGGGGCUAUUAGCUAGUUUCUGUGUAAAUUGUGAUGAGAUAUAUUUAAUGUGGAAUUUGCAUACAAUAUUUGUGCCACCAAAUUCCAAAUUAAAAAUACAGUCGAAUCUGGAUUAACGAGAGUCUAACGGACCGCGAAAUUUCUCUCGCUUAUAGAGGUUUCUCGCUUAUCCAGUUCUCGCUUACUUAGGCUCGACUGUACUACUGAAAUAUUACUUCCAAUGUGCUUUUAUUUAUAUAUAAACAAUACUUAUAUACAGAAGAUUAGAUUGUUUAGUCAAAAAGCUGUAAGAUCUUUUGUUUUUGCAGAAUUGUGUUGAAGUUUUUUUUUUUAGUUGGAAGCAAGUAGUAUUAGUUGUGCACAGUUUUGUUGUCGUGCGAUGAAAUUUAGAA